Molecule: messenger RNA, 417 nt
Organism: Plasmodium inui San Antonio 1
Lineage: Eukaryota; Apicomplexa; Aconoidasida; Haemosporida; Plasmodiidae
Exons: 2
Coding region: 1-417 (138 amino acids)
Source: RefSeq, a predicted model, not a curated record
AUGCUAAAAUCAGAGUUAGAUAUGGCCGACAAAGCAAUAUACGAACGGAUGACUGAAGAAAUUCCGAUAGACUUGGCAGGAGAUGAGGUUUUCAGAAGCUUCCCAAAUGGGUGUGACGAAUACAAAAUAGAAGAAGGAUGUGCCAACAAUUCACCACGGAUAAUUUUAAAGGCAUCAGGAAUAAAAGAGGAGUUUAAAGGAAUAUUUCACUCCUUCGGUGAAGAAGAGAACUACGAUAACCAUGAUGGGAUGUAUCACAGGAAGGACAGUGACCAUCACGAUCGUCACGAUGAGGAAGAUAAAGAUGAAAAGCAUGAGGAUGAACACAAUCGGGAUGAAGACAACAAAUGUUAUCAGAGAAGGAGUUAUUACCCUUCUGCAGCACACGCCAAUGAAGGAAGGGAAGAAUUUGCCUAA